Messenger RNA from Nerophis lumbriciformis (worm pipefish), 1821 nucleotides. Its product is annotated as tubulin beta-2 chain-like. NCBI's taxonomy places the organism in Eukaryota, Metazoa, Chordata, Actinopteri, Syngnathiformes, Syngnathidae. Gene Ontology annotation, biological process: microtubule-based process. Gene Ontology annotation, molecular function: GTPase activity; structural constituent of cytoskeleton; GTP binding. Gene Ontology annotation, cellular component: microtubule. The record is from RefSeq and is a predicted model, not a curated record.
ACACAUUUAGUUGUGACAUAUAGUUUUGUAGUUUUAGAAGUAUUGAAUUAGUAAUGAUAGUGCCGUAGUAUAGCAGUGUUAGUCAAAGUGUGGUCCGCGGACCUUUGGUGGGGCCUGACAUAACCCCAAGUGGUCCGUGACUUACCAAGCAAUUUGCUAGAAACACAGAAGACGCAAUUUUGCUUCCACGAUGAGGGAAAUCGUGCACAUCCAAGUCGGCCAGUGUGGAAACCAGAUGGGGUCUAAGUUCUGGGAAGUGAUCAGCGACGAACACGGCAUUGAUCCUUCUGGGGCUUACCAUGGUGAUGAUGAGCUGCAGCUGCGCAGGAUCAACGUCUACUUCAACGAGGCAACAGGGGGCAAAUAUGUUCCCCGUGCCAUUCUUGUGGACUUGGAACCAAGUACCAUGGACUGCGUAAGGUCUGGACCUUUGGGUAAAAUUUUCAGACCUGACAAUUUUGUGUUUGGUAAGGGUGGUGCUGCUAACAACUGGGCCAAAGGUCACUACACUGAUGGUGCUGACAUGGUUGAAUCUGUUGUGGAGGUGGUGCGUAAAGAGUCAGAAAGCUGUGACUGUCUGCAGGGCUUCCAACUCACACACUCGCUUGGUGGUGGAACCGGCUCUGGUAUGGGAACCCUACUUAUCUACAAGAUUCGUGAGGAGUUUCCUGAUCGUAUCAUAAAUACCUUCAGUGUGAUGCCCUCGCCCAAGGUGUCAGAUACGGUCGUAGAACCUUACAACUCCACUCUGUCAGUCCAUCAGCUUGUUGAAAACACAGAUCAAACGUACUGCAUCGACAAUGAAGCUCUAUACCACAUCUGCUUCCGCACUCUCAAGCUGAGCACACCCACCUACGGAGACCUGAACCACCUCGUAUCGUUCACCAUGAGCGGGGUCACCACCUGCCUGCGCUUCCCCGGCCAGCUCAACGCCGACCUCCGCAAACUGGCAGUCAACAUGGUGCCUUUCCCCCGCAUGCAUUUUUUCAUGCCGGGCUUCGCCCCUCUGACCAGCAGGGGCAGCCAGCAGUAUCGAGCCCUCUCGGUUCGCGACAUCACCAAGCAAGUGUUCGACUCCAGAAACAUGAUGGUCGCGUGCGACCCCAGCCAAGGACGCUAUCUGGCGGUUGCCACAGUGUUCCGUGGCCGCUUAUCCAUGAAGGAGGUUGAUGAGCAAAUGCUCACAAUCCAAGACAAGAACAGUAGUUACUUUGUCGAGUGGAUCCCCAACAACAUCAGCACUGCCGUUUGUGACAUCCCGCCCCGCGGACUCAAGAUGUCUGUCACUUUCAUCGGCAACAGUACGGCCAUACAGGAGCUGUUCAAGCGCAUCUCUGAGCAGUUCACAGCCAUGUUCCGCCGAAAGGCCUUCUUGCAUUGGUACACAGAACAGGGUAUGGAUGAGAUGGAAUUUACUGAAGCCGACAACAACAUUAACGAUUUAGUAUCCGAGUACCAACAGUACCAGGAUGCCAAAGCAGACGAUGAGGGUGAAUUUGAGGAAGAGGCUGAAGAGGGUGCUUGAAGACAACAAUGUAUUGGCUCUUUUAUCUUGUAUUCUAAUUUUAUAAAUAGGUAGAUAACUGACCUUUGUUAUCGCCAAACCAAGCCAGAUGGUGCCACAUUCCGUUUUCCUUGCUUAGCGGCAUAUAGAAUAGGAGAAUGCUGAACAUCAAAGAAGGCAGAGCCAUUUGCAAAUGUUUAUUCCUAGAAAUAAACAUUUUAAAAGGCACAUCCUUUACAUUUUCUAUCUACGACAUUUUUUGUGUAACUUUUUGCAGCUCUGUCGCCAGAAUAUUACGGUAAAAUUUGCGGCUGGGU